Messenger RNA from Penicillium waksmanii, 2388 nucleotides. RefSeq names its product mitochondrial intermediate peptidase. The transcript has a single exon. Gene Ontology annotation, biological process: peptide metabolic process. Gene Ontology annotation, cellular component: mitochondrion. NCBI's taxonomy places the organism in Eukaryota, Fungi, Ascomycota, Eurotiomycetes, Eurotiales, Aspergillaceae. The record is from RefSeq and is a predicted model, not a curated record. Gene Ontology annotation, molecular function: metalloendopeptidase activity. Bases 1 to 2388 code for a protein of 795 amino acids.
AUGUUUCGCCCUGUUGGGCGGCGGGCGUGGACAUGCCGUGAAUGUCUCCUGCGCAAACACUCCCGAACCUUUGCAAGCGCCGCCUCUCCUGUUCCUCGAUUGCAACCAGAUUACGUCCCAGUCGACAAUAGCUCACCGAGGAAGAACGCUGACGACGAUGCUUUACGCCGCGUAUUCGACUCACAGCCAUUUUGGAAAGACUUCUCGCGCGCACGAAACGCAACAUCGUCCAAGUCGGCGGGUUUAGUUCAGAACCAAUACUUGACGAGCCCCGAUGGCUUCAGAGCGUUUGCUCACGUAUCGUUGCACAAAUGUCAGGCUAUUGUAGCCAAGGUUCUCGAGGCCUCGACCCUGGAUGAAUACCGAGGACUGGCACGGAAUCUGGACCGACUCAGCGACCUCCUUUGCCGCGUGAUAGACCUUUCCGACUUUAUUCGAACCAUUCACCCCGAUCGACGAAUUCAAGAAGCAGCGACGCAGGCGUACGCUCUCAUGUUCGAAUAUAUGAAUGUGCUGAACACUACAACGGGCCUCCAUGAGCAAUUGGGCAAAGCUCUUGAUAAUCCGGAAGUGACGUCGCACUGGACAGAGGCGGAAACCAUCGUCGCCAAGAUUCUUAUGAGGGAUUUCACAAAUUCAGCAAUUCAUAUGCCACCGGCUGAAAGGCAGCGAUUCGUGAACCUCUCUAACGAUGUCAGCCAGGUUGGCUCAGACUUCUUUGGGGGAGCAGAGCCAGCAAGAUCACAGGUGACGUUCGGUGCCAACAGCCUUCAAGGGCUAGAUCCUAUUGUGAUCCAGCAAAUCAAGAAGUGGAAUAACAAGGCACCGGUACCAACGAUGGGAGUCGUCCCUAGACUUGUUCUACGAUCCGUACGAGACGAAGACGUGCGGAAAGAGGUGUAUCUCGCAACGCGUACAUCUAGUUCCCGCCAAAUUCAUCGCCUCGAGAAACUCUUGAAGAAACGAGCCGAACUCGCUCAGAUUUCUGGCUUUAACAGCUUCGCUGACAUGACCCUGAGCGAUAAGAUGGCCAAAAGCCCCGAAGCGGUUUCGAAUUUCCUGACGUCCCUCAUCUCAAGCAACCAGGGUCUUGUUAGUGAAGAACUAUCUCAAUUGCAAAAAAUGAAAGGCAGUGCCCUCAAGCCAUGGGACCACGCGUUCUAUGUCCACAAACGUGUGAUGGAAUAUUCCCAGUCUCGCCGCUCACGCGAAUUGAGUGCCGUCCCUGAGUUCUUCUCGCUCGGGACAGUCAUGCAAGGCCUCUCUCGACUCUUUGACAGACUUUAUGGUGUUCGUCUUGUUCCCCAAGAGACAGCUCCUGGCGAGACCUGGCAUCCGGAUGUCCGCCGACUGGAUGUCGUAGACGAGUCCGAGAAGCACAUCGCGGUCAUCUACUGCGAUCUUUUUACUCGAGCUAGCAAACUGCCAAAUCCAGCUCAUUUCACCCUGCGGUGCUCGCGCGAAAUUUCCGCCGAUGAAGUUGCAGAAUGCGCUUCCCUGCAUGAGAAUGCGCACCCGAAUGAUGGCAUGGCGACUGCAGUCGAUCCUCAGACCAAGACCCUGCGCCAGCUGCCAACAAUUGCCCUUGUUUGUGACUUCCAAGAGCCGGUCACAAAUGGAUCGGGCCGCCCCACGCUCUUGAGUGAACAAAGUGUACGCACUCUAUUCCACGAGAUGGGCCAUGCCGUCCACUCGAUCCUAGGCCAGACACCGCUCCAGUCAAUCUCUGGAACUCGAUGUGCAACCGAUUUUGCUGAGCUUCCCUCCGUGCUGAUGGAGAGCUUCGCUACUGCUCCCGAAGUCCUUUCUCUGUAUGCGCGUCACUGGAAGACUGGCGAGCCUCUGUCUGAGAACAUGAUGCGCAGUAUGGAGUUGGAUCGGACUGCCCACGGAUCUAUAUACGGUGCUGUUGAGAACGAGGCGCAGAUCCUUAUGGCUCUCGUUGAUCAAGCAUAUCACUCCAUUCCUUCGAGCGACGCAACUAAGGGUAUCGAUACCACCGACAUCUACCACAAGGUGUUCUCUCAAUACUCUAGCCUCCCCGACCCGGACGAUGUUGGACCUCGGACUUCGUGGCAAGGCUUCUUCGGUCACCUCUACGGCUAUGGCGCCACCUAUUAUAGCUACAUCUUCGACCGCGCUAUUGCCAAUAAGAUCUGGCAGGACGUCUUCCAAUCCGGCCGAACAUCCGUGGAUCGGGCCGCCGGCGAACGCUACAAAAACGAAGUUCUUCGUUGGGGUGGUGGCCGUACAGGCUGGGAGUGUGUAGCAGGGGUUCUAGGAGAACAGAACCCUUCGAAUGCCAAUGGUCGUCUUGUGGAAGGUGGUGAUGAGGCUAUGCGCGAGGUCGGUCGCUGGGGAUUGGGCCGUGAUGGGGUGUCGGGCUAA